AUGGUAAACACACGAAAUAUAUUAUUAAUUGGUAGAACUGGAAACGGAAAAUCCACCCUUGCUAAUGUAAUAAGCGGAACUAAAAAAUUUAGGGAGCGUGCUGACAGCGUAAGCGAGACUCGCCGAAUUGAAGUGGCAGAAUUUGAAGAAAAUAUAACCCGAGAUGGCAGUGAGAAAAUAAGAUAUCGAGUAAUUGACACAGUAGGAAUAGGAGAUACUCGGCUAACUCCGCGGGCGGUUCUUGGAACAAUUCAAGAAGCCAAGGAAUAUUUGGAACAAGGCUUAAGUCAGAUUUUAUUCAUAACUAAUGGAAGAUUUACAGAGGAGGAAAGAAUUGCUUAUAAAUUGCUAAGGACAGUUAUUUUUGAUAAUGAAGUAUCGAGAUACACAACUAUCAUACGAACUAAUUUUCCUGGAUUUGAAAAUGAAGAAGAUUGCAGGAGAGACACUCAAGCACUAAAAAAUGAGAAUAGAGAAUUGCUAGAUAUAGUUAACUCAGCGAAAAUUAUUUAUGUUGAUAACCCGCCAAUAACUAGUGGUAAUGCUCGUCGAAAUGCGGUAAAUGAAGAAACCAGAGCAGUUUCAAGAGAAAUAUUAUUAACUCUGCUAGGAACUUUUAGGGGAAAUUAUCGACCAGAAAAUCUCAUCCAAAUGAAUGAACGAAUUAACAAUUACAAGACUGAAAAGGAAAAAUUAGAAGAAGAGUUGAAAGAAAAGGAUAAAAUGAUGAAAGAACAAGGAGAAAAACUUCAAGAGCAAAUAAAUAACCUUAGCAACCAACAAACCGCAAAGAUGAAAGAAAUUAGUGAUGAGUGCGAUAAGAAAAUACGGGAAGCCAAGGAGGAGGCCGAUAAAAGGAUAAGAGAAGCCCAAAAUCAAGGUAAUUUAAGUGAAAAAUUGUUAGAAAUGAUAGAAAAGAAUCGAGCCGAUGCGGAAGAAAAGAUGCUCAGAUUUUUUGUUUUGAUGAAGCCGAUAAUGCGUUAG
This is a messenger RNA of Funneliformis geosporum, 984 nucleotides long. NCBI's taxonomy places the organism in Eukaryota, Fungi, Glomeromycota, Glomeromycetes, Glomerales, Glomeraceae. The record is from the annotation of a GenBank genome assembly.